AUGCUUAGUGUAAUUGAGGAGACAUUUGAGCUUAUGGACAUCAUGAGGUACAUUGCACCGAUCCCUGCUCCCCUGGAAACUUCCGAGAGCAUUCUUAAAGUGCUGCAGGAAUACACCCCAACGCAUCUCUUCGAUGUGUAUCUCCUUGCAUCCGGCAUUCCCAUUCGGGGGCUAUUGCAUCCUGGGAUGUAUCCCCGAAUACUUAAGGGAUGGUUAAAGAUAGGAAGCAUCGUUAGGGUUAUGGGAAUAGAAGGAGACAUGAUCAUGGGGCUAGAAAGCACAGGAGAGUACUCAAAUAAAGAUCUGACAAAGAUAAAGAAAGAGAUAUACAUAACCCUGCCUAACCCGAUAUACAAUCCAAAUGGGUACUACAUGCCGCUUCUUUCAGAUGAAGGAUAUAUGAAAUGGGACAGGCGAUGGAAAAGGUAUCUAGAAAGAUACUCCACAGAAAAAGAGGACAAAGAAAUUCUUCUGGUAAAUAGUAAAAAAGACGCAAGCACACUUUCAGCGGAGGACACAAAAAGCACUCUUUCCGGAAAGACAAAAACACCUCACUUGGUUGUGUGCGAUGAAGGGGAAGAAGGGGAAAGAACUUUUGCACCUAAAGCAAAAGUUAAUAGAGUUGGGUACAAGAAUGCACAACAUAAUACAAUUAGUGGCAGGGUGAUACUAAAGAGUAAGCUGUUUACAUUUUCAUCUGGUGGGUCUUUUCCGCUCUUCUUUUCAUUUAUUAUACUGACUGUUGCUGGACUUGUUAAAGUAUACGUGUGGAAAUUAGCAGUAAGAAAGUUUUUCUGCGUCAAGGAGGGUGAUUAUGUUGUGAUUCGUGGGUUUAAGAUAAAAAGAAGGCCGGGUGCACUUUUAGUGGCAGAUAGAACAAAUACAGACUCUGACACCAAAUAUGCAUGUAUACCAGAAAUUAGUGUCAACCUAACAGGGCCCACAGGAUACAUUAUGGAAAUAGAUUCGCUUCCGGACCUGCCAGAUGUUUCAGAAGAUCCUGAGUUCACUACAGUUGUUGGAAGGGUAGAGUACAUAAGCUCUAUUCUUAGAUAUAGAGAGUGUAAGAGUCGGUUAAAGUUUAGAGAUUACGUAUAUUUAAAGAUAUCUGGGAUUGUUGUAAUGCUUUUGGCAAAUGGUGCAGACAAUUUACUGGAUAUACAAAUAGGAAAAAUAGUUGAAAUACGCCAUCUAAGGAAAGGAGAGAUAGGAUCAUUUGAAUUCUACAUAUCUUCAUUGUACACACAGUUCUGUCUAGAUAGGUCUAGUGCUCCACUUUUUGACAAAUAUGUUAUAACAGGCGAGCCAUCCUCAGUUGUAGAGGAAAAUGCAGUGGGAUACAUUCCAGUACGCUUCAGCGCGUAUGCUGACCAUGUCUCUGCUGCAAAUGGCGGUAUUGGGGUUCUCUGUAUUAACAAUAAGCCAAUUCCAAGAGAGUCUCCGGACUCAGCAUACAUUAAAAAAGACCGUAUGUUUUUUGGUGAGCUAAAGAAACUUGCCUGUGCCAAAGAAGAGAUUCAGUCUUUGUGCAUGGAUGAGCAGAAAAGAUUCAUUAUUUGUGGAAAACUCUCUGCUUUUAAGUAUCAAUCGCAGGGCGACAAAACAAUUGGAGAUACAUCGGUGGAUAUAUCUUAUAUUGCAACCGAAACAGGCUUAGAGUAUGAGGGGGAAAGUGAGGCUGACAGGUCUAUUGAUAUACAGGAGAGCAUGCUCAGCACUAAGAUUGAAGAAAACAUUGUAAUUAGAAUAUGCGAUGACUCGGACUCUAUCGACAUACAGCUAUUCCAGAACCAUCUGGUGCAUGAGACAUUUGAGGAAAGCGUACUGGACUUUCUUAAGAUAGAAAAUGUAUCAGGGUCUAUCUAUGAUGAACUGAGUAAAUUGGUGGGCAAUCUUUAUUAUGUUGUGUUUGAUGCAAUUCGGGUUGAGGAAGAGGUUGUUUUGCAUGUGGGUGUCUCACUGUUGCGGUAA
Nematocida parisii ERTm1 is the source of this 1971-nucleotide messenger RNA. RefSeq lists its product as uncharacterized. NCBI's taxonomy places the organism in Eukaryota, Fungi, Microsporidia. Bases 1 to 1971 code for a protein of 656 amino acids. The record is from RefSeq and is a predicted model, not a curated record. The transcript has a single exon.